AUGAAAUCCGUCAUUGAUCUGGAAGCCAAUCCCUCGGACACGGCUGUUGCUUUGCUUGCCGGUUUGAGGAGGGAUGCUGACGGUGUUUUCGGUUCACUUAAGGAAGAGCCUACCGCGUCGGGAAGAGUUUCAAAGACUUCUACUGGCAAGAAAAGGUACCAUACAAAGAGUCGGAAGGGCUGCGCCACUUGCAAGCGGAGAAGAGUGAAGUGGUAA
Molecule: messenger RNA, 216 nt
Organism: Kuraishia capsulata CBS 1993
Lineage: Eukaryota; Fungi; Ascomycota; Pichiomycetes; Pichiales; Pichiaceae
Exons: 1
Coding region: 1-216 (71 amino acids)
Source: RefSeq, a predicted model, not a curated record